CAGACGUAUAAAAUAACGGUGCCGACCCGGAAUUGAGUUGUUGUCUUUUAUUCGAUGGGGUUGAUUUCAAUUAAAAAAUUAAAAAAUUCGUAGCAGAAUCACCGAGUUUGACGAGCAAGCACGAUUGACACGAAUAGAGGAGAAGAGAACACCCGAAAGGCGCAUCUUUAGAUGUUUCUUGUCAAGGCAGGUUUGCGGACAGCUAUAUUACUUGGAGGGUCCCCAAUGACAUUAGCUAGCUAGGCUAUGUAAUUGUUAAGAGUGAUGCCGACCGACUGUAUGUUAUUGUUAACGUUUAAUGUUUUUGUGUUUGUGUAUUCGUCCACGAUUUGCGUUUACUGGGAGUAGUGAACACGUUUAUCUGGCUGUAGGCUACAUCAACAAGGUUUUCCCCCCAGGAUCACCUUGACAAAGCAGGCCAGAGUUCCUACUUUUUUCAACAUUUUUUGCACGGUCAGUAGGCUAUCAGUGUUUGAGAAUCUCAGCCUAACUUCCCCACUUUUGAUUGACACUUGAAACAUUAUUGCGCUUCUGUCAAAAACGCAGACACGGUUACUUUGUAGUCAGAUUGGCAUCUCAUUUACACGAAACAGUGUACAUUUUUGUUCUGUAACUGCUGUGACAACGUUUCACUUUUUAUUUAUUUAUUUUAACUAGGCUUAACUCUUCAUUAAUAGGCACUCUGUAGCUAGUAAGAUUCUAAACGCCCUCGGACCUCUGGACGUUGACAUCCUGCCUCCACAAAUCACACCAGACGAGUGAGUUUGCAUCCGUGUGUCAUCGCAGCACUGUCAUGCUGCUGUCUCACUCCGACCUAUGGAAAGUCAGUUUGGAGUACAUCUCCAGACCCUGCACGGUGGUCCUCGCCACCAUCACCGCUGCCCUGUACUACCUCUGGGGCCGUGAGGGCCAGGUCAGUCCCUCGGUCCGAGACUAGCUGCCUUCGGGGUACUGUCUCCUGGCUUUGAGAGCAUGUGCCUCUGCGCCCCUGUCCCAUUUACCAUCUAGUUUUUUACUCUUGAGUGCUUCAUACCUCUAUCUGCGGGCACUCGCAUUAUGUCCAUCCCUCACCUUAGUUUUUAGAGCAGGCUAUAGGAACCAAAUAAGUUAUCACCCAAUAUUGUAUUGAUCUUGGACUUGAUAGGCCUAUCGGAUAUAAAUUAGGCAUGUACCCUGUAAGAUAUGCUAUCAUCCAGUGUUCUCCAUCCUCAUUGUUAUCACCUUUUACUCAUAUGUAGAUUUUGUUCCAUUGCCCAACCACCACAGCUAGCAGAACAUAUGGCCCACAGUGUCUGUUUGUUUGCCUCUGCUUAUUCUACUCUGUUUUCACCCAUUUCUAUCUUCUCUUUUGUUCUCCCUCUGUCUCUCUCACACCCACACUUACACCUGUGCACACCUUUGUUUAGUCCCCUUUGCUCAUACACACAUGCUCACAUACCCAUGUCCUCUCUCUCUCUCUCGCCUUCACCCUCAGACACCGGUCUUGGUGUGUAGCGAUGCAUUCCGUGUGUUCCUACAGAGGCACUGUCCCGUGGUGGCUGAGCGCUUCAGCCCUACUCCCUGGUGCUGGGGCGGCCGGCUGCAGACACUGGUCAGAGUGCUCAUCAAGUCCAGCCCCCAGGUUGACUACAGGAAGUAAGACAACCCAGAACCCACAACUUCCUUCCCUCCUCUCUACCUGUAACCUCUAUAGUCAUCUGCAUAUUGGGCCCACUUAAUGUAUACCAUUUGAAAGGGUAUUCUGUUAAUACUAACCCUCCUGUCUCCUCCACUCUCCUCAGUGAAUUGAUCAGGACAGCUGACGGAGGUCAGAUCUCUCUGGACUGGGUAGAUAACGGGGCCAGCGCCGCCUACCCAGAAUGCUACUCUCGUCCCACAGUGCUCAUCCUGCCGGGCCUCACAGGGAACAGUCGCCAGACCUACGUCCUCCAUGCCGUCAGCCAAGCCACACGCCGCGGAUACAGGUCAGCCUGAGAGGCCAUGACCUCUCACCUUUCACUUUACCUGUCAUGCUAUAUGGAGUCCUUGGAAAAAUCUCAAACAGUUUCUUGUUGGUUCUGGAUUGGACUAGAUUGGUCAAACAGUGCAGUAUGGUAGCUUGACUCUGUCAACUGGAGUUGAGAAACACCGAAAUGGGGCUCUUUGUCACUGUGCUGAGGUUUGGAAUCUGAGAUUAGAUCUUUGUCUCUCUGUUUUCCCAGAUGUGUGGUCUUCAACAAUAGAGGGUUUGGAGGAGAAGAACUACUGGUAAAUUCAGGGAGUGACUGAAUGCCUUUUAAGUGCACUAUCAUGCAUAUUCCAUCAGGGUCUGACACAAUGCAAUUUUACAAGCAGUUUGAUAAGACAUUAUACUACUGUUCAAAGCUGACAUUGUAUACAAACAUCAAUAAUGUAACAUAUGGUCUAUGCAGUGCUUGAGCCUAGUAGUCUCAUCACCUUGUCAGCACCUGUCUUCUCUCCCAGUAGACUCUGAUGAUCCCAGUCCUACCCCAGUAACCUACACCCACCCCCCUCUCUCUCCCCCAGACCCCUCUGACCUUCUGUGCGGCGGACACCUCAGACCUGGAACGGGUGGUCCUCCAUGUCAGGGAACUCUUCCCACAAGCCCCUCUGCUGGGCACCGGCGUGUCUCUGGGAGGGUAAGUGCUUAUAAAUAAAUAAAAAUACAUAGAGGUUCUAACUGCUUAAGUCUGUUCAUAGCACAUUUUGUGACGAUUUGUUUUUUUCCUCCCUUCUACCCCUCUCUAAACACUCUUCUUUCCCCAUCUUCUAUCUUUUUCUUCUCUUUCGCUCCUCUCCUGUCUUCUCCCUCACCUUCCCUCCUAUUCCCGUAUGUAUCCCAGCAUGCUCUUGUUGAACUACCUGGCUCGUAAGGGUAGUGAGGCAGGGCUCGUUGCCGGCCUCACCAUGUCUGUCAGCUGGGACACACUGGAGUCCUGUGCCUCGCUGGAACAACCAAUCAACCGCCUGAUCUUCAACCGACACCUCGCCAGCAGCCUGUGCCGAGCCAUUAACAGGUAAGACUGACUUGUUUAGUCGCUGUGGUUGUGGUUUCCAUGUACGUGUUGCUGUGAAUGUUGUUGCCAUGGUUAUUGGCCUUUCAAAAUGGAACAAGACCUGUCAUUACUAGCCUUGGUGUGAUUGCAACCCACAUAUCUGUCUCUCUCUUGCGUUCUGUCAGACACAGGAAGAUGUUGGAGACUGUGGUGGAUGUGGACCAUGUACUAAAGGUAAGAACCAGUUUCAUAUGGUUUAUCUAUGAGGUGCCAUCCUGUUGUGUGUAGAAUGAGUGUAUUAGUUGUUGCGCUGGUGCCCUUUUUUAAAUCUAACUCUCUCCCUACGCCCCUUUGUGUUUACCCUCUCAGGCACGUACUAUCCGGGAGUUUGACGAGCGCUACACGUCGGUCAUGUUUGGCUAUAAGUCCUGUCUGGACUACUACCAGGAGGCCAGUCCAAACUACAAGCUUCCCAGGACGACAGUGCCCAUUCUCUGCCUCAAUGCUGCCGAUGACCCCUUCUCCCCCAAACAUGGUGGGUACUGCCUGGGAUAGUGCCUGGGGUAUAGAUGGUUCUUAUUUAGAUUUUGGAAGCAGCCCUCAACGUUUGUCAUAUGUACAAAAGUAUGUGGACACCCCUUCAAAUUAGUGGAUUUGGCUAUUGCUGACAGGUGUAUAAAAUCGAGAACACAGCCAUGCAGUCUCCAUAGACAAACAUUGGCAGUAGAAUGGCCUUACUGAAGAGCUCAGUGACUUUCAACGUGGCACCGUCAUAGGAUGCCACCUUUCAAACAAGUCAGUUCGUCAAAUUUCUGCCCUGCUAAAGCUGCCCCGGUCAACUGUAAGUGGAAAAGUCUAGGAGCAACAACGGCUCAGCCGCGAGGUGGUAGGCUACACAAGCUCACAGAACGGGACAGGCGAGUGCUGAAGCGCGUAGCGUGUAAAAAUCGUCUGUCCUCAGUUACAACACUCACUACAGAGUUUCAAACUGUCUCUGGAAGCAAUGUCAGCACAAGAGCUGUUCGUCGGGAGCUUUAUGAAAUGAGUUUUCCUGUGCACAAAGCGAGGUCCAUACAGAAAUGAUUUGUUGAGAUCAGUGUGGAAGAACUUGACUGGCCUGCACAGAGCCCUGACCUCAACCCCAUCGAACACCUUUUGAAGUGGAACGCCGACUGUGAGCCAGGCCUAAUCGCCCAACAUCAGUGCCCGACCACACUAGUGUUUUUGUGGCUGAAUGGAAGCAAUGUUACAACAUCUAGUGGAAACCCUUCCCAGAAGAGUGGAUGCUGUUAUAGCAGCAAAGGGGGGACCAACUCCAUAUUAAUGCCCAUGAUUUUUGAAUGAGCUAUUUCAAAGAUUUUACUGAGUUACAGUUCAUAGGAAAUCAGUCAAUUUAAAUAAAUAAAUUAGGCCCUAAUCGAUGGAUUUCACAUGACUGGGAAUACAGCUAUGCAUCUGUUAGUCACAGAUACCAUAAAAGAAAUGUGCCUCACAAUGGGCCUCAGGAUCUCGUCACGGUAUUUCUGUGCAUUCAAAUUGCCAUCGAUAAAAUGCAAUUGUGUUCAGCCUUUUAUUGUCCCCAGUGCAUUCAGACCCCUUGACUAUUUCCACAUUUUGUUACUUACAGCCUUAUUCUAACAUUUAUUAAAUUACAUUUUUCAAUCUACACACAAUACCCCAUAAUGACAAAGCGAAAACAGAUUUGUUUUUGAAAUUUUAGCAAAUGUAAAAAAAACAGAAAUACCUUAUUUACAUAAGUAUUCAGACCCUUUGCUAUGAGACUCGGAAUUGAGCUCCGGUGCAUCCUCUUUCCAUUGAUCAUCCUUGAGAUGUUUCUACAACUUGAUUGGAGUCCACCUGUGGUAAAUUCAAUUGAUUGGACAUGAUUUGGAAAGGCACACACCUGUCUAUAUAAGGUCCCACAAUUGACAUUGCAUGUCAAAGCAAAAACCAAGCCAUGAGGUCGAAGGAAUUGUCCGUAGAGCUCUGAGACAGGAUUGUGUCGAGGCAGAGAUCUGGGGAAGGGUACCAAAAAAAUUCGCCAGAAUUGAAAGUGGCCUCAAUCAUUCUUAAAUGGAAUAAGUUUAGAACCACCAAGACUCUUCCUAGAGCUGGCCGCCCAACCAAACUGAGCAAUCGGGGGAGAAGGGCCUUUGUCAGGGAGGUGACCGAGAACCCGAUGGUCAUUCUGACAGAGCUCGAGUUCCUCUGUGGAGAUGGGAGAACCUUCCAGAAGGACAACCAUCUCUGCAGCACUCCACCAAUCAGGCCUUUAUGGUAGAGUGGCCAGACGGAAGCCACUCCUCAGUAAAAGGCAAGACAGCCUGCUUUGGAGUUUGCCAAAAGGCACCUAAAGGACUCUCAGACCAUGAGAAACAGGAUUCUCUGGUCUGAAGAAACCAAGGUUGAACUCUUUGUCCUGAAUGCCAUGCGUCAUGUCUGGAGGAAACCUGGCACCAUUCCUACGGUGAAGCAUGGUAGUGGCAGCAUCAUGCUGUGAAGAUGUUUUUCAAUGGCAGGGGCAGGGACUGGUAGACCAGUCAGGAUCGAGGGAAAGAUGAGCGGAGCAAAGUACAGCGAGAUCCUUGAUGAAAACCUGCUCAGGACCUCAGACUGGAACAUUUACAUUACAUUUACGUCAUUUAGCAGACGCUCUUAUCCAGAGCGACUUACAAAUUGGUGCAUUCACCCUAUAGCCAGUGGGAUAACCACUUUACAAUUUUUUUUUUUUUUUUGGGGGGGGGGGGGGGGGUAGAAGGAUUACUUUAUCCUAUCCAAGGUAUUCCUUAAAGAGGUGGGGUUUCAAAUGUCUCCGGAAGGUGGUGAGUGACUCCGCUGUCCUGGCGUCGUGAGGGAGCUUGUUCCACCAUUGGGGUGCCAGAGCAGCGAACAGUUUUGACUGGGCUGAGCGGGAACUAUGCUUCCGCAGAGGAAGGGGAGCCAGCAGGCCAGAGGUGGAUGAACGCAAUGCCCUCGUUUGGGUGUAGGGACUGAUCAGAGCCUGAAGGUACGGAGGUGCCGUUCCCUUCACAGCUCCAUAGGCAAGCACCAUGGUCUUGUAACAGAUGCGAGCUUCAACUGGAAGCCAGUGGAGUGUGUGGAGGAGCGGGGUGACGUGAGAGAACUUGGGAAGGUUGAACACCAGACGGGCUGCGGCAUUCUGGAUGAGUUGUAGGGGUUUAAUGGCACAGGCAGGGAGCCCAGCCAACAGCGAGUUGCAGUAAUCCAGACGGGAGAUGACAAGUGCCUGGAUGUUGGAAGGUUCACCUUCCAACAGGACAACAACCCUAAGCACACAGCCAAGACAACGCAGGAGUGGCUUCGGGACAAGUCUCUGAAUGUCCUUGAGUGGCCCAGCCAGAACCCAAUCGAACAUCUCUGGAGUGACCUGACAAUAGCUGUGCAGCGACGCUCCCCAUCCAACCUGACAGAGCUUGAGAGUAUCUGCAGAGAAGGAUUGGAGAAACUCCCCAAAUACAGGUGUGCCAAGCUUGUAGCGUCAUACCCAAGAUGACUCGAGGCUGUAAUUGCUGCCAAAGGUAUUUCAACAAAGUACUGAGUAAAGGGUCUGAAUACUUAUGUAAAUGUGAUAUUUCAGUUUUUUUUUUUUUUAUACAUUUGCUAAAAUGUCUAAAAACCAGUUUUUGCUUUGUCGUUAUGGGGUAUUGUGUGUAGAUUGAGAAGGAAAAUACAACAAUUUAAUCAAUUUUUGAACAAGACUGUAACAUAACAAAAUGUGGAAAAAGUCAAGGGGUCUGAAAGUUUUCCGAAUGCACUGUGUAUAUAUAGUGAUCAAUUGUUGGUCUUCAUCUAAAUGCUUCAAACUGAUAUUUUCCUCCUUCGGUGUCACUCCCUUCCUCUCCAUCUUCUACCCCCCCCCCCCCACCCUUUCUCUCUCCCCUCCCUCUUUCUCUCUCCCCUCCCUCUUUCUCUCUCCCCUCCCUCUUCCUCUCUCCCCUCCCUCGUUUUCUCUCUCCCCUCGUUUUCUCUCCCGUCCCCUCCCUUGUUCUCUUUCUCUCUCUCUCUCUCUCCCCUAUCUUUCUCUCUCCCCUCCCCUCUUUCUCUCCCCUCCCUCUUUCUCGCUCCCCUCCCUCUUUCUCGCUCCCCUCCCUCUUUCUCGCUCCAGCCCUCCCGGUGGCCCUAGCCAAGCGCCUGCCUAACGUAGCCCUGUUGGUGACAUCCCACGGCGGACACAUAGGCUACCUAGAGGGCCUUUACCCACGUGGGGAGGGCUACAUGGACCGCCUGUUCGGCCAGUUCAUUCAGGCAGCCUUUGAUCACCCUGGGGACCUCAAGGGGGCCUGCAGCAUCAAGGAAGACCUGCUGGAUUGACCUCAGACACCCUGGUCAUGUGAUAAGGUCCUGAGUGAUCUGGGACUGACCGAUUAACCUCACCAGCACCCCCUCUUCUUUUUAAUCUCAGGUGCUUAUUCGUCGACCAAUCAGACAGAGCUUAACGCAAUAGACACUAUGACAUCAUAUGUCAAAAAUGUUAUAAAUUGAU
Molecule: messenger RNA, 7500 nt
Organism: Coregonus sp. 'balchen'
Lineage: Eukaryota; Metazoa; Chordata; Actinopteri; Salmoniformes; Salmonidae
Source: the annotation of a GenBank genome assembly